Puccinia graminis f. sp. tritici CRL 75-36-700-3 is the source of this 1344-nucleotide messenger RNA. RefSeq lists its product as uncharacterized. The coding region runs from base 1 to 1329 and encodes 442 amino acids. The record is from RefSeq and is a predicted model, not a curated record. The transcript has 2 exons. Lineage: Eukaryota; Fungi; Basidiomycota; Pucciniomycetes; Pucciniales; Pucciniaceae.
AUGGGGGAGUCAAGGGUUCAACAGCCAUCUUCAGGGGAUUUCCCAGCUGCCAGUGCCACACAAGGUGACUCAAAAAUGGAAACAUUGGACCUUUUGAGUAGGUUUGGGGUGCCUUCAACCUCUGAGACUUCAGCCAGCAAUGAUCCUGAAAGCCAUUCCUGUCUUCCGCUAUCUCAGAAGGGAAAUGAAUCCACAAGAAUGUUGAUCCAGAAUACAUACAAAGCUCCUUCAAGUGUUAGUUAUCAUCAAGAUGGGGUUUCAGAGGCGAGGCAUUCUAGAUAUGAUGAGCAUGAGGGAGAAGUUAUCCAGGAUCAGAUUCAUACAACCCCGAACCAACCCAAAGACAUACACUAUUUAGGCUUUAGAUCACAGAAAAUGGGAAGCUCAGGAAGUCUGAGCGCAUCUCAUAAAAAAAAGGAGUUGAAAAGAGGAAGAACAUCCAUACCAGAAGUCAUGCAAUUAAGAAGAACAGAACACAAGAUACCUAAACUGGAAACUUCAAGUGAUACCCUCAAUGGGCUCCCUCAAUUGAUAAAAGUUGAAGAAGGUACACAAUGGCUUGAAUUCAACACCAGUUUAUUCUGGAUUUCACUAUCAGGAACAGAUUCGAUUGAUGUAAAGUCGAUUACUGAGCUGCUUCAGAUUGAGCGGUCCUCUCCGCCGACAAGGAUUGAAAUGAGUUUUGAGCAAGCCAGUUAUCUGUUUGAUCAUUUACUGUCAAGUAGCAAAAAAGACAAAAACAAACUGAGCCUCUCGCCAAAUAAAGGCCGCUAUCAUUCCUCAGAAAUCCUCAGCGAAAGCACCCAGGUCGUCGUCAAUCAUCACCAGCUUUGGCUGGAGUUUUGGGAAAGAAAAACGGGGAUGGAUCUGAAGUAUUUGGGCGAAAAGAAACACAACAAGUUCAAAAAGAUGCGUGAAGGGUUCCCGGUCUUUUUGUUCUAUGUUGAUAUGAUUGACACCAUCCUUAAUGUCCCACUGCUCGAUCCAAGUCAAUCGAAGUAUGAGCACAAGUCCAGUGUGUUGAGACUAGCGAUAGAAAAAUAUGAAGAGUACCGAGGCUCGCACGAAUUGGAAAGGGCACAGGCCUCAUACGCUCAAGGAUCGAGACUAUCCUGCAAGAAGUUUGAUGCGCCACUGGAGCCAAUAGUCUGGCAUAUGCUGGAUUUUUGGAUCGCGAAUUCGGGCAGAAUCGAGCUGAUCGAGUUGCGUGAGAGUGAAAGAACUUCGAGAUCCCAAGGAUUCAAAAGGUUCUUCAACACGCUCUUCAGACUUUCUAUCGGUCUGUGCACCCAUCAGUUGCAGGAAAUCCAAAUUCAAUCCCUCAACUAGCCCCCCCCCCCCCCC